AGUUCUUCGGGACAGCCGUUACUCUGCCACAGAAGACUAUCCCAAGCAGCGGGAAAGAAUUACAGCAAGUUAUCUGUUGUGCUUUGGAACGUCACCUUGGGCAGUCGCAAUGACGCUGCAGGGAAGAGUGAACCCCAGCUUUGAGGAUGAGGACGUCAAGAAACAGAAUGGGCAGCCAAUGGCGCCACAACAGCAGCAACAGUCAUCACUGCAACAAGAGGGGACGACUGAGGAGAGAGAACAACCGCAACGACAACAAUGGAGCAACAAGCGAGAGUUUUUGCUGUCAUGCAUCUCUAUGUGUGUUGGUGUGGGCAAUGUGUGGCGGUUCGCGUUCGUGGCUUUAGAGAACGGUGGGGGAGCGUUCCUCAUCCCCUAUCUGAUCGUGUUGGUGUUUAUCGGCAAGCCCUUGUACUACAUGGAGUUUAUUCUGGGCCAGUUUCCCUCGGCUGGUCCCGUCGAUAUGUGGGCCAUCUGUCCUGCCUUUAAAGGUAUUGGCUACGGACAGGCCUUGUCCACGUGGGCAGUGUCGACAUUCUACGUGUCGUUGAUGGCGUUGUGUUUGUUCUACUUUUUCGCCUCCUUCAGUAGCGUAUUGCCCUGGGCUGUGUGUGGUCCCUGGGCAAGCAGUGGUUGUGUACCAGUGCACACCAACACUACGCUUCCCGACGGACAGGAAACAAUAUCAUCUGCUGAGGAGUACCUGGUGAAGGAGGUGCUUAAGGUGGAUCCUGAGGGUUUCCAAAACGGUAUUGGUCUCCCUGACUGGCGCCUCACCUUAUGUCUGUUGCUGUCAUGGGUGCUGAUCUUCAUGGCUCAGAUGAAAGGAGUUAAGAGUUCCGGGAAGUCAGCCUAUUUCACCGCCCUUUUCCCCUACGCAGUGCUCCUGACGCUGUUCAUUCGUGGAGUGACGCUGCCAGGAUCACUCAAGGGAAUUCUUUUCUUCCUCACCCCUCGCUGGGAGAAGCUACUAACUCCACAGGUUUGGUUCGCUGCUGUGAAUCAAGCUUUUUUCAGUCUCGGCAUUGGGUUUGGCAUAAUAAAUACGUUCGCCUCCUACAACAACUUUCACAACAACAUUUACCUAGAUGCCACUAUUAUGUCCUACACUGACGCCUUCACCUCAGUAUUUGCUGGCAUCACCACCUUCGGAAUUGUUGGGCACUUAGCAGACCAGAUGGGGGUGGAGGUGUCUCAGGUGGUUCGAGGUGGCGGCAUAAACCUUGCCUUCAUCAGCUAUCCAGAUGCUCUGGCCAGGUUCACCUUCUUGCCUCAGUUUUUUUCAGUUAUGUUUUUCUUAAUGAUGUUUACACUCGGGGUGGGCAGCGCGGUUGCCUACAACACUGCCAUCAUCACUAUCAUCAGUGACAGGUUCCCGAGACUUCCUGUGUGGCAUAUAACACUUGGGACAUGUGUGGUGGGUUUCCUGGUGGGACUGAUCUACACCACGCCCCAAGGACAGUAUGUUCUCGUUCUCGUCGACUACUACAGUGGCGGCGUGUCCAUCCUCUUCCUCAUGACACUGGAGACAGUGGCCGUCAUGUGGGUGUACGGGCUGCGGCAAUUUAUCCGGGACAUCCACUUCAUGCUGGACCGUUCAACAGGAUUCUUCUGGCGGCUGUGUUGGGGCAUUAUCAACCCUAUUUUCCUAGCCGUGGUAUUUGUCUACGGUCAGAUACAGCAUCAGGGCCUUGCCUAUGGUACCUACGUCUAUGACAGCAUGGCCACAGGUGUGGCUUCGAUUUUGACGGUGACGGCAGGGUGCCUAGUGCCUUUGAUGUUCCUGAAGGAGGUGAUUAAGAGGUAUGAUGCCUCCAAAGGACUGCGGGACGCCUUAAUCGACGUCUUCAGCGCCACGUCAGAAUGGAGCCCCAAGGACCCCGCCCUGCGACAGGAGUACCUCAACCUGCAGGCUACAGAGAACAAGGCAACGCCUCGGCGGCUCUCUGACAAAUGUCCUUGAGCAAUGUGACAAACAUUAACGCUUUCUCUCUCUCUCUCUCUCUCUCUCUCUCUCUCUCUCUCUCUCUCUCUCUCUCUCUCUCUCUCUCGAAUAAAUUAAUGAAUGAAGGAUGGAAGGAUGGAAGAAAGGAAUUUGUAAAACUAAGGGAUUUGUGAGAUCAACCUGUAACAAUGAUAAUAAUAAUAAUAAUAAUAAUAAUAAUAAUAAUAAU
Portunus trituberculatus (swimming crab) is the source of this 2174-nucleotide messenger RNA. Its product is annotated as sodium-dependent nutrient amino acid transporter 1-like. Gene Ontology annotation, molecular function: L-amino acid transmembrane transporter activity. The record is from RefSeq and is a predicted model, not a curated record. Gene Ontology annotation, cellular component: membrane. NCBI's taxonomy places the organism in Eukaryota, Metazoa, Arthropoda, Malacostraca, Decapoda, Portunidae. Bases 110 to 1963 code for a protein of 617 amino acids. Gene Ontology annotation, biological process: sodium ion transmembrane transport. The transcript is spliced from 9 exons.